Trypanosoma grayi is the source of this 1563-nucleotide messenger RNA. RefSeq lists its product as hypothetical. The record is from RefSeq and is a predicted model, not a curated record. Bases 1 to 1563 code for a protein of 520 amino acids. Gene Ontology annotation, biological process: mitochondrial RNA processing; regulation of mitochondrial mRNA stability. NCBI's taxonomy places the organism in Eukaryota, Euglenozoa, Kinetoplastea, Trypanosomatida, Trypanosomatidae. The transcript has a single exon. Gene Ontology annotation, cellular component: mitochondrial matrix; ribonucleoprotein granule. Gene Ontology annotation, molecular function: RNA binding.
AUGCGGUGUGCGCUGCGGCGUUGCCCUGUGCAACAGCAGCGGCGCCUCACCGCCACCACCGUUGCUAGUACUGCCGCCGCUGCUGUUGCUGUUGCCAUGACGUUUAGCGUGCGCCGCCAGAGCAACUCUCUUGUUGGCACGAUCCACGGCGGCGAGUUGUCGCUGCCGAGUGAUCCGCAGGGCGGCUCGCACCUCUCCGCGCGCAACAUCGCGACGGAGGCGCUGCAGAUGAAGAAGCUCCACCAGGAGCGCGGCGGCAACCCGAUGCUCGCGCAGCAGGCGCGCCGCGUUCUCUUCGCGACGUCCAUCGCGGGGCAGAACCUCGACGCCCGCUCCGUCGCGCUGCUGCUGAACACCGCCGUCUACUUCGGCAUGGAGAGCGACGCGAAGCUGGUGCGCGAGUGCAUCGACUACUGCCUCAAGAACGACAAGCUCAUCACCGUCGACGUGCUGCCCAUCGUGGUGACGGCGUGCGCGACGCUCAAGUCCCGCGACGCGCGCGAGGUGAUUGAGCUGCAGGCGCAGAAGGCCGCGCGCAACGCCAAGUACCUCGACGCGAAGGCGGUGACGAACACCAUCAGCGCCUUCUCCAAGACCGGCAUCCAGCACGAGAAGCUGUACGGCUACCUGUCGAAGCGCGUGCAGACGCUCGCGCGCGUCGGCGAGUUCGAGGCGGCGCACCUCGUGAUCCUCGCCAACGCCUUUGCGCGGCUGCGGUACCGCGACAAGUUCGUCUUCGGCGCCAUCGCCCGCCGCGCCACAUCGCUGCGUGAGCGCGUGACGGUGCACGAGCUGGUGCCCCUCAUCGUCGCCUUCUCGAAGAUCGGGCUGAAGGACCCGAAGCUGAGCAAGCGCUUCGCCAGCAAGGCGAUGGAGUACGUGGACCAGAUGAACGCGGAGCAGGUGGCGAGCAUGUUCAUGGCCUUCGCGUACUUCGGCAUCCGCUACGACCAGCUCUUCGGCGUGCUGACGAACCGCGCGGUGGAGCUCAUCGAUGAGUUCAACGCGCAGUACAUCAGCACCACGCUCAACGCGUUCCAGCGCAUCGGCAUCAACAACCCCGAGCUCUUCGACAACCUCGCGGAGCGCGCGCUCGCGGUGGUGCAGGACCACGACGCGCGCGACAUCUCCAAGACGGUCACCGCCCUCGCGCACUUCGGGCUCAAGGACGAGGAGCUCUUCAAGCGCCUCGCCUCGCACGCCGCGAGCAUCGCCGACCAGUUCGACGCCGUUGGUCUCGUCAACACCGCACACGCCUUCGCGCGCACAAACUUCCUGCAGCAGGACAUGGCCGUCGCGCUGUCGGAGCGCAGCGUGUACGUCUGCCGCCAGAUCGAUGCCGGCGAGGCGCGGCGGCUGCUGUGGUCGCUCGCCAAGUUCCAGGUGCGCGAUCCGAAGAUCCUGACGCCCGUCUUCAACCGCUGCCUCGCACUGCACCAGGACUUCUUCUCCGACCCCACCGGCAGCGAGGAGAUUGAGGAGAUAUUCGACAUCUACGGCCCCAACGUGUGCCCGCAGCUCUACCAGCUGUACGUCUCCCGUGGGUCCACGCCGCAGAUGUAA